Molecule: messenger RNA, 4233 nt
Organism: Aspergillus candidus
Lineage: Eukaryota; Fungi; Ascomycota; Eurotiomycetes; Eurotiales; Aspergillaceae
Product: putative chromatin remodeling complex subunit (Arp8)
Exons: 7
Coding region: 1-3861 (1286 amino acids)
Biological process (GO): transcription elongation by RNA polymerase II
Cellular component (GO): Cdc73/Paf1 complex
Molecular function (GO): RNA polymerase II complex binding; chromatin binding
Source: RefSeq, a predicted model, not a curated record
AUGGUCGGAAAGAAAUCGGGAAAGGCUCUCCUUCGGGAUGAAGGCCUGGAACGAACGGAUAACAAUAUGGAGUUGUCCAACUGGCCUCAAGUCCCUGCGAUCAACCAAAAGAACUACUAUACGGAUUAUCUAAAACGGGACGACCAGUAUUUGGCAUUUAGGCUUCAGAAUGAAGAAAACCGGAACCAGAUGGCUAAAACAGCCAAGGACCGAGACCGUGCUUUGGCUAUGGCCAAGGCAAAUGACCUGGGUAUCCCUGAGCCAGAGGCGGAUGGUGAUGGCGACACCAACAUGGAAGAUUCCGAAGAAGCUGCGGCGGAAACGGCUGGGUCCAAGGUUAUCGUGAUCCAUGUCGGUAGCCAGAACUUGCGGAUCGGACUGGCUAGCGAUGCCUUACCGAAAACCGUCCCUAUGGUGAUUGCGCACAAGUCCACUACGAACGAGGCCGAGGAUCACGAAGAACCAUAUCCCAAGCGGCAGAAGAUGGAUGAUGGCUCUGAUAUGGAGCCCGAGAAACAGUUCGGUCCUGAGUUUGCAUCACAGUAUACGACCAUGUGUGCGGAGUUGAAGACGCAUAUGCGACAGAACAAGCGCCGGACCCUGCCAAACUCGAAGGAAAUGGUCAUCAACUAUAACCGAAGAACUGUCCCAGAGCCUAUCUCCGAACACAACGAUCCAUUGCGCGUGGAUUGGACCGAACUUUCGAAUCCUCCACCCGAACACAUUGCCGGCCAACCGGCACUUAGAAUCCCAGACGAGUCGAAACCACGCUAUAAACUAUAUUGGCCGUUACGAUAUGGGUGGUGCAACGAAAGAGAUUAUAAGAGCAAACGACUCAUGUUCCUGGACUUCUCGCUGAUCCUGGAGCAUGCAAUCAAGAGCCAGCUAGGCCUCACUAGCAAGAAGGAAUGGCCACAGUACUCAUGUGUCUUUGUCAUCCCGGACCUGUAUGAGAAAGCAUAUGUCUGCCAGAUGCUGGAGAUGCUGAUGAAGGAGUUUGCGUUCGCCCGCGUCUGUUUCAUCCAAGAGAGUCUAGCUGCUACUUUUGGGGCUGGGUUCACCUCGGCCUGUGUGGUCGACAUUGGCGCGCAAAAGACGUCGAUAUGCUGCGUGGAGGAGGGAAUGUGCAUCGAGAACUCUCGCGUAAACCUGAAAUACGGUGGGUCAGACGUGACAGAGACGUUCAUCAAAAUGAUGCUUUACGAUCACUUCCCUUACGCCGACAUCAACCUGUGGCGUAGGUACGAUUACCUAUUGGCGGAGGAGCUCAAGAAGAAGAUUUGUACGAUGAACGAAGCCAGUGUCUCAGUACAAGUUUUUGAUUUCCACCUCCGCGUCGCUGGCCAGGACACGAGGAAAUACGCUUUCAAGGCGUAUGACGAGGUCCAUCUAGCUCCCAUGGGCUUUUUCCAGCCCUCCAUCUUUGACAAUUCUUUGAAAAUCAAGGACCGCAGAACUUUGAUCUCCCCUUCAGUCGACAUAUACGAUGGUCAGCCGAACGACCCGACGUCUGCAGCGCAGUCAGAGAUUCUGUCUUUGGUUGCCCCUCCCACCGCCAGUACACAAGUGAAUGGAGAUUCGCAAUCGAGUACACUGGACGUUCAAUCGACACCAAGCCGUUCGCAGCCGGUCAACGCUCUCAGCCGCGUACAGGAGCUGGAAGCUACUACGCCACGAUCUUCUGUGGCUGGCUCCCCUGGGCCCGAAACCGUCGGCACGCCGCAGGCUGGGGGUGGUGGCACCUCAGGUGGCAGUCAAGCUCAGAACGCACCGCAGCGUCGUGUACCCACUGUGGAAGAACGGGAUGAUAUUGUCCCGGUUUACCCCCUGGAUCAAGCGAUCCUCACGUCUAUUGCACAUGCCACUCGGAAUGAAGAGCGCAAGAUGCGAGAUUUCCUGGGUGGAAUCAUGAUCGUAGGGGGUGGAAGCCAGGUCAACGGCUUCCAUGCAUUCCUGGAGGAGCGUCUGCAAGCUCUUCGGCCUGGGUUUGCUAAGGAGAUCAUGAUUGGCACGCCUCCUAGAGAUCUUGACCCCCAGGUCGUCGUCUGGAAGGGUGCCAGCAUCUUUGGGAAGUUGAACUCAACCAACGAUAGCUGGAUUGGGCAGUUAGAGUAUGACAGACUGGGGCAUAGGUUGAUGGCAUACAAGUGCAUUGAUCUCUCUAAACAUUUUCUCUCUGGCCUUCCAGAGCUGUGUCCAUUUGAUCUUAGUGAGGAAGGCGCCAGAUCUCUUGUGUCAACAUUGGAUAUUUCACCACUGUAUCUCUCUUCUUCGCUGGCCAUACCUUCUUCGUCUCCGUCUCCAGCGCCUCCCAUUGUCUCGCGAUAUAUCACAGUUGGGGAUUGUUCUGGACCUGACAUGUCGAAAUCUAAGGAUAGCAGCUCCUCCGGGGGCUUUCAUCAGGAGUACAUAGCGUCGUUGCGCUAUCGCAAUGACCUACCUCCUCCUGACAUGCCCCCGAAGUUCUUGGAUAUUCCCCACGAAGGUUUAGAACGACUCCUCACACCAGGUUUUGCUUCGAACUUGGCUCGUCGCGAAGAACCGAACAUUGACGUCGACGCGGAAGGCGGGAUGCCAAUUGACUUGGUCGGCAUCCCGGGCCUUCAUUUGGGCGACGAGAGUGCGAUCAUGGCUGCCGAGAACCCGGAUCCUAUCGACCCCGCCGAUCUUCCUCUUCUGAUGACGCUGGAGCAGCUGAAGAACCCCGCUCCGAAGAACGCGAACGUGAGCUUCUUGCGCCGCACACAGUACAUUUCCGCCGGUGUUCGUGCACCGGAGGGGCCCAAGGUCACUCCAAUUCGGCCUAAACAGCGCCAGAACGAUAAGGCGAAAUCGCAAGACGACCCCGCCUACGUUAAGAAGUACAUCCAGAAAGGAUUCGAUAUCGCAUACCCGGAGAGCAAGCAUACGGGCGACGACACAGCGAGUAAAAUCAAGGGGCACACAGCCACGAAGCUCGAACACGAUGCAUGGGCUACUCCAGUUCACCCUGAUAAUCCUAAAUUGAAGCCUGUUGGCUUCUACCCUCUGCUGCCCGACCUGCAAGGGUUUCCCGACCCUGGCGGUUUCGUUCAGUUCAAGUUCGACAAGGCGCCGGUUCAAGAUUUCUCUGGAAAGCGAGACAAGCGAAUGGAUGCUGCGGUCCUCCUCCCGUCGGCACCCGAGGAACGUGUCUGCCAGGAACACGCGACCAAGGCCACCUUGCAUAAGACAAAUCCCAAACUCUAUCCCGAUCCCGGCCCUAUCCCGUGGGACUACGAUUUGUUCCUACCUGAGAAGAAGGAUUCGGCGAAGGAUGUCCUGGCGAGCAUGCAUCUGCCCAAUCCGGACCGCAACAACGAAGAACUAUAUACCAACGAAGGACCCGAUCAUUCCAAGUUCCACCGUUACACACGCAUCCGCACUUAUGCCACCAGCGCACAGACUCUCGGGGCUGAUAACAGACAAAAAGACGUUGCGCUUACCCUUUUCGAUCCCGCAGAAUUGAAGGAAGGGCAGGCAAGCGAAGUAUCGACCAAGCAGAAAGCCGCCUAUUACUAUCCGAUCCUCGGAAAGACACGCCUGAAGCCCGAGCGUGCACGUACCAUUGCCCAGGCGGGUCUGGCGCCUACGCGCCCCAAGACAAAGGAAGACCAAGUCGACCAGCUGCAAGUCGUGGUGCGCGAUCCUGACGAAGCCGAGGUGUAUAAGCGCGGUCUGUACAGAGCCGCCAUUGACCCGAAAUUUGCCAAAACGAUGCCUCCGCCCCCCGAGGAGCCGGAGGAGGAGGCGGUCCAGGAGGCGGAAUCGCCUAGAGAGAAUGAGGAUAGAGAUCACGAGCCCGCUGGCGGUGAGGAAGCGGACCGGAUGAGUGAUGAGUAGCGCAUUUCCUCCUGUAUAUUCGAGUCAAUGCCUUCUCAGGCUUGCUCUUCUCCUUUUAUUACUUUUACUUGAACACACUGGCUCCUCCCGGUUUGCGACGUGUCAUAGAUAGCCUUUUGCAUCUGCCUUUUUCUGCCGAAAUGCUUGGGGCCAUACCCUGCGUCCGCAUCUAAAGCAGUGUUCAGGCUAUCAGCGACGCGCAAUCCAUAUAUUGAAACUGAUUGGCGGUGGGCGAUGAGGCAGUGGAAUCAAAUCGCUCUGGGUUACUGGCGUUGGGUGGCAUACAUGGAAUGGAGUUUAUAGCGAAAACUGAUCGUUGGAUUAAGUCUCAAUGAUUUUGUAUGUACCUGUGACAAUAGCACAAAACUUGCC